AUGAUGCAGAGUGGAAUCAGAGCAGCGAGUGAGAGUGACGUCACAUCACUGAGUAAUGAGCAAGCGCUGGACUUCGACGAUGAAACUCUGAUAGGUAAAGACGCUUACAUGUAUGUGUAUUACCAAAAUGGCUUAAGGUUUUAACUGUCGUAUUAGCAAAGUUUCUUUGAUUUGGUAUGGAAAUCAGUGCAGUCAAUUGAUGCUCCUGACUGGACAGACAAGGCCGAAACUAUAUGAUCUGCAGUCAAUUAUGGCUAAAAAUGGCCAAACAUUAGAAACAUUUCGAAACAAACGAUUCGAAAUGCUCAAUUUUCCCGUCAUGAACUGGAAGACGUCCCGUGUCUUUUCAAAUAAUAGGUAUCGUUAACCCCCAAGCCUUAUAUAUUACUACUACUAUGGUCCGACUUAUCCAUGAAAGCGGCCAAUCCUGCCUUUACUUGAAAAAUAUUAAUUCGUAAAAAUAAUUUUCAGAUUAACACACACACACAUAUAAAAAUAAAACUGAAAAAUGCUGUGCUUAACGUCAACAGUGGUAGCGAAAAGCUUCUGUGUAAAAAGAAGAAGAGUUUAAAGAGUUUGAAGAGUUAAAUCAGUUCUCCAUCCAUUCCUGUUGGCCAGAACCUCUUUAGAACCUCUAAUUUGAUAGGUUCUUGUUGGCCCAAAGCUCUGUUGUUUCAGAGUUGGGGUUCAUUGUUAGUUUUGUUUGGGUUAGGGCUAUCUGUUGUUUUCUAAACCAAUCCUGUGAGCCGUUCUUAAAACACAAGUGACGUAACACUGAGCAGAAUAAAUGAAAGUCAUGAAGAGAGAUUCAUUUGAACGUGAUGACACUUCAAUCCUCUUUUUGUUUAGCAAUAGCACAGGUUUACAAUAAUGAAGGUACGGAAGCGUUCUUAAAGAGAGAUUACAGCAACGCUGUUUAUUUUUUCACUGAGGGAAUUAAAGUGAACUGCAAGGAUGAAGAUGGCAUGGCCAUGCUGUACAGCAACCGAGCUUCUGCAAACCUUCACGAAGGUCAGCUUAUGUGUUUUUGUUGUUGUUGUUGUUCACAAAUACUGGGCAGCCUGCAUGGUCAGCGAGUUUUCAGCACAUCUGAUUUGCAAUCCAGCAGAGUUACUGGGUUUGCCUUUCGCUCUGCCCAGUUCCGUGGCAAUGAAUUUAACUCCCCGGUUGUAAAUAGCCAAGUGAAAUUGCCUCAUUCUGGGUGGCGUUUUUUAAAAUUACGUCAUAAAUUUGGAUGAUUUUUGUAAUUAGUGAGGGAAAAAAGUAAAUGGUUUUUUAGUUUGCAUUUUUUUAGGCCAAAUAUCGCACUAAUGUUAGGACAAAACGAAACACUGAUAACGCUUAUUCUGAUUCGGAUUCAUUACGUUUGCCGUGGAAGUCCUUUGCCUAAAUUCAUCCGUCGCUUCCCAUCGUGAUUGCUUUGAAUUUUAAUUGUCACGCUGCGUUUGUUUCUUGAGUAACUUGUUGCUGUUGUUGUUUUUUUUGUUGUUAUUUAUUUUAUAAUUAUUACUAUUUUUUGAAACUUCAUAGGAAAAUACAUUUACUCACUGGUAGAUGCAAAAAAUGCCACGGACAUAAGACCA
Porites evermanni is the source of this 1583-nucleotide messenger RNA. The record is from the annotation of a GenBank genome assembly. NCBI's taxonomy places the organism in Eukaryota, Metazoa, Cnidaria, Anthozoa, Scleractinia, Poritidae.